This is a messenger RNA of Ilex paraguariensis (yerba mate), 768 nucleotides long. Lineage: Eukaryota; Viridiplantae; Streptophyta; Magnoliopsida; Aquifoliales; Aquifoliaceae. The record is from the annotation of a GenBank genome assembly.
AUGGAUACCCAGUUCACAAAAAGCCUAGAAACUCACUCUCCACAUUUAGAUUCAGUUGAUUUACACCAAACCCUAGGAAGGUGUUCUUCACCCAACUCACCUAAACAAAAAGUCCUAGAUGAUCUGGAUCACUUAUCCUCAGUUCCUACACAAUCAAACCUCGAAAAAUCGUCUAAUUGUGAUAAUUUGUUGGCUGAUGGAAGCCCGGAUGAUAAUAAUUUUGAUCCAGCUUUCUUGCUUGAUGAUGAGCCCGAAGAAGAUGACCAUUCGCUUUCGUCUCCGGUUGGUACAUUUCUGGCCUCACAUUGGGCUGAACCCCACGGUUCGGAUGAAGACAUUAAGCCUUCUUUGGUGGGUGCGGGGCUUGCAAAUCUUGGAAACACGUGCUUUCUUAAUGCAGUGUUGCAAUGCUUCACACAUACUGUGCCGCUUGUGCAGGAUAGUAGUGAAGGGUUCUGUGUGUUUUGUGCUUUGCGUGACCACAUUGAAGUUUCAGUAGCUUCUACGGGCCGGGUUGUCUCUCCUUGGAAACUUGUUGACAAUUUGAGCUAUCUUUCAUCUAGUUUCCGAAGAUUUCAACAGGAAGAUGCUCAUGAAUUCCUUCAGUGCUUUUUGGAUAGACUUGACUGUUGUUGUAAUUUAUCUUUCACAAAGGAUACAACACAGGGUCACAACAUUGUGAAGCAGGUUUUUGGUGGUCGUCUCAUUAGCAAAGUAAGAAUUAAGAUGGUGAUUUUUCACUUCUCACCUCAUAAUAUAUUGAUUUAA